AUGCUUGUUUUUUUAUCAUCAAAACACAACCCAAAUCCCUUUUUCAGGGAUCGUGAUCGGAAGCAAAGUGGAGAAGUGGCAGAGAAUCAUGCUCUUCUUCCACUAAGAGGAUGGAACUCAUACGAUUCCUUCUGCUGGACAAUCUCAGAACAAGACUUCUUACAAAGUGCCGUGAUUGUCUCUCGCCGUCUCCUCCCUCAUGGAUACGAGUGGUGCAUUACCUCUGGGCUCUGGUAUAGAAGAACGACACUAGGAGCUUCCACAAACUCCCGUGGCUUCGAUGUGAUCGACGAAUGGGGGAGAGUAACCCCUGAUCCAGAUCGGUGGCCUUCAUCGAAAGGCGGCAAAGGAUUCGGUGAAGUGGCCAAGAGGGUUCACUCCAUGGGACUCAAGUUUGGGAUUCAUAUCAUGAGAGGGAUAAGCGUUCAAGCUUAUGAUGCAAACUCUCUUAUCUUGGACAUUGUAGUGGGGUCUGCUUAUGAAGAAGAUGGUCGGCAAUGGAGGGCACAUGAUGUAGGGAUGAAUGAGAAGGUAUGCGGAUGGAUGCCGGAAGGUUUCAUGAGUGUAAACACUAGCUUGGGAGCUGGUAAGGCUUUCUUGAAGUCGAUCCAUCAUCAGUAUAUAGAAUGGGGUGUUGACUUCAUUAAACAUGAUUGUGUCUUCGGGAGUGACUUGAGUGUGGAUGAGAUCACCAUUGUAUCCCAGAUGAUGAAAGAGGCUGAUCAUCCCAUUACAUAUUCUCUUUCUCCUGGGACCUCGGCGACACCAUCUAUGGCCAAGCAGGUCAGCGGAUUGGCCAACAUGUACCGAAUAACCAUCGACGAUUGGGACAGUUGGAGAGAUGUAGCAUCCCAUUUGAACAUCACAAGGGACUUUGCUGAUGCUGAGAUGAUUGGUGGCUCUGGCUUGCUUGGCAAGUCAUGGACUGACUUGGACAUGUUGCCCUUGGGAUAG
Messenger RNA from Linum tenue, 954 nucleotides. The record is from the annotation of a GenBank genome assembly. NCBI's taxonomy places the organism in Eukaryota, Viridiplantae, Streptophyta, Magnoliopsida, Malpighiales, Linaceae.